Molecule: messenger RNA, 727 nt
Organism: Marasmius oreades (fairy-ring Marasmius)
Lineage: Eukaryota; Fungi; Basidiomycota; Agaricomycetes; Agaricales; Marasmiaceae
Exons: 5
Coding region: 54-584 (176 amino acids)
Source: RefSeq, a predicted model, not a curated record
AUUCAUAAUUCGUGAUUCAACUCUUUUCAUCUCCUUACUCUUACCUUGACAGCAUGUCCGACCAGGCAGAACUUCUACCCCAACGUCGAGUAAUCGCUGCCCACAACGAAGCAGGCAUCGGCUCUGUUACAAGUGACAUCAAUGUUGUUACAAAGGAAUUGGAAUUUUCUCCAGAGACAAGGACUGGGCCGCUUUGGAAGAUCACCGAUCCGCUCCCAACGAAAGACAAUAAUAAAUCCGAAGAUGGAGCUACAAGACCUACCCCCGUUUCAGAGGGCUUCGGCUUGGUACCUGCGAAUGGAAGCUCUUUUCAGACGACUGAGCUAGCUCCCGGUGGGCUGACUCCCAUGCACCGCACAUCUUCGAUAGAUUAUGAUAUAUUACUCACGGGAGAGAUCAUCCUCAUCAUGGAAGACGGUAGCGAAACACACUUGAAGAACGCGGGCGACGUUGUCGUCAUGAAAGGCGCCAUGCAUGCAUGGAAGAAUCCCUCUACCACUAAAUGGUGUCGGCUCGUUACUGUCCUGACAGCCGCAGAACCCACAGUCGUACAAGGCAAAGUCUUGGAGGAGAAAAUAGUUUGACGAGAUAAUUGACCAGAAAUCAUCGGAGAUGUGGAAAGUAGUAUGGGUACUAGCAACCGUCACGAGAGUACCUUCAAUUGUUUGUUAUCGGAUUAGCCCAAAAUCUCCGAAACUGUCCUUUAAGCUUUACUCUUUACAGUCCC